This is a messenger RNA of Pelmatolapia mariae (spotted tilapia), 3683 nucleotides long. It is a transcript of the gene abtb2b, whose product is annotated as ankyrin repeat and BTB (POZ) domain containing 2b. The record is from RefSeq and is a predicted model, not a curated record. Gene Ontology annotation, molecular function: protein heterodimerization activity. Lineage: Eukaryota; Metazoa; Chordata; Actinopteri; Cichliformes; Cichlidae. The transcript is spliced from 17 exons. Bases 516 to 3683 code for a protein of 1055 amino acids.
ACGUGACGACGAGCUGUGAGAGGAGAGCAGAGAUAUAUAUUCGAACUUUUCCACAAUUAUCUACGCAAAAAACAAAGACUUUCCGUCUGUUGAGCGGCUACAUGGAGCUAUUUUAUAAGUAAACUCGACUCUGGCUGUAUUGAAAUCGCGGAAGGACUGUUUUCAUCUCUUAAAAGACAGGUUACCGGAGGAAAGUUUAAAUCCCGGUGAGAUCAGGGGGAAGGUGAGCCGGGUACGACUUGAAUCAUCCUGGCUGUCGUUUUUGUAAAUAAAAUAGAGAGAGUUUUGAUUCAGUCUACUCUUUCUAACAAUCAGGACUUUGUCUGCUGAAGGAGUUGUAGUAUUUCGCCGUCCCAAGCUGAACUCAACAGCAUGUCUGACAAGUGUUGCGCUGUGUAACCAGUUCGUCCAGCUCGCCGGGGAGUUUCGUCAGCUGCCUCUCUGACUUUGCAGGUAAGCCGCUGAGGAGGUUCGCCUCUCUUCCAGAAGGUCUCUGUGAAGGACGUUGGACGACAAUGGCUGGCUUGAGCAAUGCCCACAUGAAAACCCUGGAGGACCUAACUCUGGACUCGGGCUACGGGGCGGGGGACUCUUGCAAAUCCCUCAGCCUGUCCUCCUCAAAGUCAAACUCCCAGGCAUUCAUGACGGCCCCUCACCGGGGGAACUGGUGGUACUACUCCGGCUCCAUGAAUAGCAGAAACAACAGCUGGGACACGGUCAACACUGUCCUUCCAGAAGACCCAGAGGACAUCUUCUCCAAGUGUCCACGCUUACCUGAACUGGAAGAGUUUCCAUGGACUGAGGAGGAGGUGGCCAAAAUACUGCGUAAAGUGGCCGAGAGUGGGAGCAUAAAAUGGGGGACUACACCUGUGUUCUCACCGGAGGCUGUGAGGCGGCUGUCCACCCUUCUCCGCAGAGCUCUGAUUCGCAUUUCCAGAGAGGCUCAGCGUCUCAGCGUCAUGCACUGCCGCUGCACACGCUUCGAAGUGCAGAGUGCCAUGAAGUUGGUGCUCAGCUGGGCCCUCGCCGACUACUGCGUCUCUGCUACAGUUAAGGCCAUCUCCUUGUACAGCAUGAGUGCCGGUGAGCUAUUGAGGAAAGGCAAGUCCGCCCGCUGCGGCCUCUCCUUCUCUGUGGGACGCUUCUUCCGCUGGAUGGUGGACACCCGCAUCUCCGUGCGCAUCCACGAGUAUGCGGCCAUAUGCCUAACUGCAUGCAUGGAAGCUUUGGUGGAGGAGAUAGGUGCCCGGGUGCUGAUGGCCGAGAGGGGUCAUUCAGGGCCUGAUUUGGGGUCAGGGUGCACCACGGUGAGUGCAGAGGCCAUGGAGGGGGUGGUCAACAAUGACGCGGAGCUGUGGGGAGUCCUGCAACACUAUGAGCACCUCAUCUGCGGGAAGAACGCUAAUGGUGUUUUGUCCCUCCCAGCCCAUUUCAGUCCCUACACAGAGAACCAACAGUCGUCUGUGGACAGCAGGGAGGAUGCUUAUGCCCAGCUGGAGCUGAGGACACUGGAACAGUCACUGCUGGCUACCUGUGUAGGCAGCAUCUCUGAACUCAGUGACUUGGUGUCCCGUGCAAUGCACCACAUGCAGCGCCUGAGCUCAGUACGUCCAGGGCUGAGCCCUGCCCGCCACGCCCGUCCUCAACAGCCUGUGUCCUGGUCGCCUGACGCCCUCCACACCCUUUACUACUUCCUGCGUUGCCCACAAAUGGAGUCCAUGGAGAAUCCCAAUCUGGAUCCCCCACGCAUGGCACUUAGCAAAGAGAGGCCUUUUCUGUUGCUGCCACCUUUAAUGGAGUGGAUGAGGGUGGCCAUAGUUCACGCCGAGCAUCGCAGGAGUUUAUUAGUGGACAGCGAUGAUGUCAGACAGACGGCGAGGCUUCUCCUUCCAGGAUUGGACUGUGAGCCGAGACAACUGAAGCCUGAGUGUUGCUUCAGCUCCUUCAAGCGUCUCGACUCCAAAGCUGCCUCUGAUAAGUUCCACCUUGAUUUGGGUUUUCGGAUGCUCAACUGCGGUCGCACAGAUCUUAUUGGCCAAGCAAUCGAUCUACUGGGACCAGAUGGGGUGAACAGUAUGGAUGACCAGGGUAUGACCCCUCUGAUGUACGCCUGCGCAGCUGGAGACGAAGCCCUCGUCCAGAUGCUGAUUGAUGCUGGGGCCAACCUUGACGUGGCGGUACCACCCUGCUCCCCCAAGCACCCCUCUGUGCAUCCUGAUAGUCGACACUGGGCAGCCCUCACCUUUGCAGUGUUGCAUGGACACAUUUCUGUGGUGCAGCUUCUUUUGGAUGCAGGAGCCAAUGUGGAGGGGGCUGCAGUCCGCAAUGGACAGGAGAGUACAGCAGACACUCCACUGCAGCUGGCUUCAGCAGCAGGCAACUAUGAGAUGGUGAGUUUGCUACUGGCACGAGGCGCUGACCCCUUAUCAAAGAACCAUGGUGGAAACGCCCUUACAUCAUCCCUCUAUGAGGACAUGAACUGCUUCAGUCAUGCUGCUGCACAUGGACACAGGAACGUGCUGAGAAAGCUACUGACUCAGCCGCAGCAAGUCAAAGAGGAUGUCCUGUCUCUGGAGGAGAUCCUGGCUGAGGGGGUUGAAGAUGAGACGGCUGGGAUCUGCCCUUUCGUCCAUCUUUCCCCUCUUCCUAACUCUUCCAAUGGUCUCCUGCCGAUGCCAGAAGUGGGCAUACCAAGGCUCUGCAAAGCCAGGAUGAAGGCUCUCCAAGAGGCCAGCUACUACAGCGCUGAGCAUGGCUACCUGGACGUCACCAUGGAGCUGCAUGCUAUGGGCGUGCCAUGGAAACUACACGUGUGGCUGGAAUCUCUUCGCUGCGCCCAGCAGCAGUCCAGGACAGGGGUCACCCUCUCCCUCCUCAAAGACUUUACCACAAUCAAAGAGGAGGACUACUGUGAGGAACUGGUCACCACAGGCCUGCCCCUUAUGUUCAAUAUUUUGCGCACCACAAAGAGUGACGCCAUUACACAGCAGUUGGCAGCUAUUUUUAGUCACUGUUUUGGCCCAGCACCCCUCCCAGCCAUCCCUGAGAUGAAGGCAACUCUUUCAGCACAGUUGGACCCACACUUUUUGAAUAACCAAGAGAUGUCAGAUGUGACAUUUGUGGUUGAGGGAAAACCAUUCUACGCACACAGAGUGCUUCUGGUUACUGCCUCUGACCGAUUCAAGUCUCUGCUGGCAUCAUGUGGAUCAGAUGGAAGCUCCGAUAAGGAGAUUGAGAUCAGCGAUGUCAAGUACAACAUAUUUCAGAUGAUGAUGUCAUACCUGUAUUGUGGAGGAACUGAGUCACUGAAAAAGAAGGUGUCUGACUUAUUAGAGCUGUUGUCAGCUGCUAGUUUGUUCCAGUUGGGGGCGCUACAGAGACAUUGUGAACUCAUCUGCUCUCAACAUAUCAACCUAGAUAAUGCAGUCAGCAUCUACAAAACUGCUAAGGUUAAUGGUUCGGUGGAGCUGAGCUCGUUCUGUGAAGGUUACUUCUUGCAGCAGAUGCCUGCCCUGCUGGAAAGAGAGAGUUUUAGGAGCUUGCUGUUGGGACCCCCGGGGGCCCGACAAGGAAACAACUCCACUUCUACGCUGGCGCACAGCCGGGGUGACUCACUUGUGGAGGAGCUGGAGACCACCCUGGCUCAACGACUUCGCUCUCUCUACGUCACUUCCCGUGUCUGA